AUGGAUCUGCUGCGGCAAUAUGAAGCAAGCGAUGAUGACGAGGAUGCUGGAGCGGGAGGAUCGGAUUCACAAAUUCAGAUGAAUACACUUAAGCCAGUCACAUUUGAAUCGUGCAAAACAUUAGCAAUUCCAAAAUCAGGCCUUGAACUAGCACCGGACGUCAUAACAACGCACAAUAUUGGCGGUGUUUUAUGCGUUGAUCCACAUGCAAAAGAGCUCGACUACAAUCCGAAGUAUGAAGAACUCUUCCAACCUAUCGCCGGACCGAGCAACCCAUUCAAAUCAGCCAGUCAGAAUGCAAACAAGAACACACUGACUGGAUAUGUGGAACCGGCACAUGUGGAUAAGUUUCAAUUCGAUCAACAGAUUCGGUCGUUUGAUACGCUGGGAUAUGCUCGCGAUCCAUCUGCUGACCAUAGCGCGAAUUUCAUUGGAAAUGUGGAGAAAGCUACUGAGAAACUGGGAGCAAGUUUAUUCGAAGGUGAAAAAACUGGUGGAGAGAAGAGGAGGAGAGCCAGAAAUAUGGACUCGAGCGACGUGAAUGGUUAUACCGGUCCUUGGGCGAGGUUCGAGGAUGAAGAAACUGUUUCAAGACCUCAAGGAGAGCUAGCCAAAGAACUGGAAGAAAUUGUACGCAAACGUCUAAAGACAAGUCGUGCAGGAAGAAGAGCUGCCGAACAGCAACAACAAGGCAACUUCGAUGAGUCAUCCACUCUACACUUGAAAGAACCAGAAGAUUAUCAAGGACGUUCGUUUAUGCAUGCACCACAGUACAUUGGUGUUAAUCUGCGUGAUGAUCACGUACCCGAACGGUGUUUCAUUCCAAAGAAGCAGGUGUAUGUGUAUCGAGGCCAUAACAAGGGUAUCAACUGUGUUCGAUGGUUCCCUAGGAGUGCACAUCUUUUCAUCAGUGCAUCGAUGGAUAGUAAGGUUAAAUUAUGGGAAGUUUACGGAAAGAGGAGUGUGGUACGAACAUAUGCGGGGCAUAAAAUGUCGGUGAAAGAUGUGACAUUCAAUAAUGAUGGCCAAGAAUUUUUGACUGCAUCCUUUGAUCGCUUCAUCAAACUUUGGGAUACUGAAACGGGUCAGGUAAAGCAGCGCUUCCAUACGGGACAUAUUCCAUUCUGUGUGAAAUACAAUCCGGAUGAAGAUAAGCAGAAUAUGUUCUUGUCGGGAAUGCAGAACAAGAAGAUUUUACAGUGGGAUACGAGGAGCGGUGAAAUAGUUCAGGAGUACGAUCGGCAUCUGGGUAUUGUGAAUUCGAUAACUUUCUUCGACAAGAAUCGACGUUUCUGUUCAACUUCAGACGAUAAGUCAAUCCGAAUUUGGGAAUGGGAGAUUCCUGUAGACACGAAAUUGAUUCAGAAUGCUGGUUUACAUUCCAUACCGACAAUGACCAAGUCGCCAACUGAAGAUUUCGAAAUCGAAUUUGCAGAGAAAUGGAUUGUUGGACAGUCAAUGGACAAUCGCAUUGUACUGUUUCAACUGAUCGAUGAUAAACUUCGAUUUGCAAAGAAAAAAGCUUUCAAGGGCCAUAACGUUGCUGGAUAUGCGUGCUCUGUGGACUUCUCACCAGAUAUGAGUUUCUUAACGUCUGGCGAUGCAGACGGUAAGGUGUUCAUAUGGGAUUGGCGAAAUCACAAGAUAGUGGCUCGUUGGAAAGCGCAUAAUGAGUGUGUUAUAUCGACGUUAUGGCAUCCACACGAGACGUCACGAAUGAUCACAGCGAGUUGGGAUAGUUCGAUCAAGAUGUGGGCAUAA
Molecule: messenger RNA, 1761 nt
Organism: Anisakis simplex (herring worm)
Lineage: Eukaryota; Metazoa; Nematoda; Chromadorea; Rhabditida; Anisakidae
Source: the annotation of a GenBank genome assembly